AAACACUCUAUUUCUUUCUAUGACCCACCACAGCAAACAACGUUUCCUUCCAUUAAAUUAAUCAUCAAACACCCCAAAACACCACCACUCUUAGGCAUCUCCUAUCCCUUAUUCUUCUCUCUCUAAACACCCCUUUUGCAUUUCAUUCUCUUACCCAUCUCUCUCUAGAAACAUUAAAGAGAAGGAGAUGAGCAAAAGUAGCACCAUUAAUGGUGGUGGGCCUUGUGGUGCUUGCAAGUUCUUACGCAGGAAGUGUAUCAAGGGUUGCAUCUUUGCACCUUACUUCGACUCAGAACAAGGGGCCUCGCACUUCGCUGCUGUGCACAAAGUGUUCGGUGCUAGCAACGUUUCUAAGCUCCUCUUACGCUUGCCUGUGCACAAGCGUCUCGAUGCUGUCCUUACCAUUUGUUAUGAAGCAUUGGCUCGGAUUAAAGAUCCUGUUUAUGGCUGUGUUGGUCAAAUCUUUGCUCUGCAACAGCAGGUGGUGAAUUUGCAGACAGAGCUAGCCAUUAUUCAAGCCCACCUUUCAAACUUGGAGCUUCCACCACCACCCAUGUCUUCAACACAGUCUCCUGCCUCUGCAAACUUCCAUGUUUCCUCAAACAAUUCACUACCCAUUUCUGGUACAUCAGCAUUAUUAGAUCCAGUACAGUUACAAGAGAUGUUUGAGACGACGAAUUAUUGGAACCAAGCUGAUCUUGAUGAAGAUCCCAACAAUGGCGAUCUAACGGCAUUAGCUCGAGAAUUUUUCUCUAAAUACUUGCCAGAAGCAAGAUUUCGGCCACCAGAUUCCUGUUAGAACCUAAGCAACUUGAGCCAUUUUGGGACCAAAUUAGCUUCAAUGCUGUUGUGAUAUCUAUUUUUUGGGGGGAUAUGCUGAACAUUAAUCCUAUGUUCUUAUAUUUUCAGUUGUGUUUGUAAACCAUAUGAAAUGAAAUCAUUUCAUUUUGGUUUCUC
Molecule: messenger RNA, 957 nt
Organism: Macadamia integrifolia
Lineage: Eukaryota; Viridiplantae; Streptophyta; Magnoliopsida; Proteales; Proteaceae
Product: LOB domain-containing protein 19-like
Exons: 2
Coding region: 188-799 (203 amino acids)
Biological process (GO): hormone-mediated signaling pathway; positive regulation of DNA-templated transcription
Cellular component (GO): nucleus
Source: RefSeq, a predicted model, not a curated record